GCGAGCGGGCGGUGUGCUUCUCGUGCUCGUGAGGGAUCGCUCAGGCGAGCGGAGGACGGGAAGAGGCGCGGCGGCGAUGAGGAUGGCGGCGCUGGCGAGCGCGGCGGAGCGCGCUGUACUGGAAGAAGAGUUCAAGUGGCUGUUGCGAGAGGAGGUUCAUGCUGUCCUACAGCAACUGCAAGAUAUUCUGAAGGAGGCUUCACAUCGGUUUACUUUGCCUGUGGGGGGCUCAGAGGGACCCAUCAAGCAGGAGAACUUUAUUCUGGGUAGCUCAAAUGCUGACCAAGUGAAGGGAGUCCUGAUGCUUCAGGGAGAUGCUCUGUGCCAGGCGGAUAUUAACUUGAAAAUGCCCAGAAAUAACCAACUCCUACACUUUGCAUUCCGGGAUGACAAGCAGUGGAAACUGCAGCAGAUACAGGAUGCAAGGAAUCAUGUCAACCAAGCCAUCUACUUACUUACUAACAGAGGCGCCAAUUACCAAUUCAAGACAGGCUGCGAGGUCCUCAAGCUGAUGGACGCAGUGAUGUUGCAGUUGACAAGAGCUCGAAAUCGACUUACCACUCCAGCCACUUUGACCCUACCAGAAAUUGCCUCCGGUGGCCUCACAAAAAUGUUCACUCCUGCUCUGCCUCCAGAUAUCCUAGUGAAUUUCUACAUCAACCUGAACAAGCUCUGCUUGACAGUCUAUCAGCUGCAUGCACUGCAGCCCAGUUCCACAAAGAACUUUAGACCUGCUGGAGGGUCUAUUCUGCACAACCCAGGGGCCAUGUUUGAGUACAGCAACCAAAGAUACGAAGUCAGCCACGUUCAUAAAGUGGAGUGUGUGGUACCCUGGCUGAAUGAUGCCCUCGUUUUCUUUACAGUAUCCCUUCAGCUAUGCCAGCAGCUAAAAGACAAGAUUGCUGUAUUUUCUGGCUAUUGGAACUACAAGCUGUACUGAUCCUGUCCAUUUGCAGGUUCAGCCAUUCUCUUACAGGGAGAGAAAAAAAUCGUUGUAUAAGCAGUAUAUGCAUGGUGUUGUAGGAUCCCACCACUCACGGUGUCUGCCGGAUAAGGCACCAUGCCCAGUGCUGGCAUCCUUGUGUUACUGUUUAUUAGCACUUUAGAAACACACACAUUUCCUUCCACGUGCAUGAAGGCUAGGGUUCAGCUUAUCCCGGAAACACUACUUAGAUCUCACUCUGCUAGUGGGUACAGGGUGCCUAGCGCCUAGAGCCAGGACUGUAUUGGCAGAGCCCCCUGGUCCAUGCCUGGGGCCUGCCUUGGAUGGCAAGGAGGUGGUCUUGUCCCCACAAGGAGUAUUCCUUUCUCUAGCAUUUCCUUGUCAUCGUGUGGAUGUGCUGCUGAUCCCCCAGCCGUGUGCACAAAUGUGACUAUUCAUCCAGAGCCGCAGGGAACCAUUUCUUUUGGUGGUGGGCUAAAGGAUGCUUUCCAUAAGCAAAAGCACCACCUUUGUCAGGUCUUCCAGUGGGCCUUUUUCGCCCAUCUGCCCUCGAGAGAUGCAAACUAAACAUCUUGGCGGCAGAAGUUGGUUGCUGCUAACCUUGUAUGAAUCAUUCCUCAAACCAAUCCACUGCUGUGAAAUAAAGAUCCCUAAACGUU
Varanus komodoensis (Komodo dragon) is the source of this 1602-nucleotide messenger RNA. RefSeq names its product rogdi atypical leucine zipper (gene ROGDI). Bases 77 to 940 code for a protein of 287 amino acids. Gene Ontology annotation, cellular component: RAVE complex. The record is from RefSeq and is a predicted model, not a curated record. Lineage: Eukaryota; Metazoa; Chordata; Lepidosauria; Squamata; Varanidae. The transcript is spliced from 11 exons.